AUGGAACAAAGAGCCAGUAUACCUCCAGGCCUGCCCCGCGACAAUCCCAUCCAGAGUUACUGGCAAGAUCCUCCCGAUGAGAUCGCAGACUGCCGGACAACCGCUGAACUCCCCCAUGUGGUUGAUAUAGCCAUCGUAGGCGCUGGAGUCAGUGGUGCCUCUAUAGCCUACAACCUGCUCUCCUCAAAUCCAAAUCUCAAGGUUGUACUUUUGGAGGCACGUCAGGCUGCCAGUGGCGCCAGUGGUCGAAAUGGAGGUCACACUAAGACAGCCACCUAUCGAUCUUUCCUCGACAAUGUUCACUCGGUGGGUGCGGAGGAUGCCAUGAAGAUCACCAAUCUGGAGUACAACUGCAUGGUCUCGGUACACCAGUUCGCCCGCGAGAACAGUAUUGACUGUGACUCUGUCCGAUGUCAAACCAUUGACGUCUUCUACGAUGAGAAGCAGUUCGAAAAGGCGCGAGAAUCGGUCUCGCUGAUGGAGAAAUUGAUGGGAAAGGAAAAUGCUCCGGAGCAUAUUUUCCACAACACCCAACAAACGGCCGAGAAAUUUCUCGCGCCGAACAGUGUGGGAGGGCUAGAGUACGAGUCGGGGAGUCUGAGCGCGUACAAAUUCACGAUCGGCGUUCUCAAGCUCGCUUUGCAAAAGGGACUGAACCUCCAGUGCAACACUCCUGCGACUCACAUAUCCAAAUCGACCUCUGAUGGAAAGUGGACCGUCUCGACACCACGUGGCAAUAUCCAAGCCAAAACCCUCGUUCUAGCUACAAAUGGCUAUACUGCACACCUCUAUCCUCAACUGCAAGGCGUGAUCGUCCCCCUGCGAGGAGUUGUGACCGCUCAACGGCCUGGGCAAAACAUGCCGCAGAAGGGGCUGGAAACGACAUACUCGUUCGUGUACGACGAAGGCUUCGAGUACAUGAUCUCCCGCCCCGCCGGCUCCAAAUUCGAGGGUGAUAUUGUCAUCGGAGGUGGCAUGCACGUCGCAAAAGACGAAGGAACGUCCGAGUACGGAAACACCGAUGAUACCACCUACGACGAGAACAGCGCAGCCUACCUCGUAGAAUGCACGGAACGGUACUUUGGCACAGAGAAUUGGGGGAAGGAUCACCCGGAAGGCCGGUGUCGACGAACCUGGUCUGGCGUCAUGGGCUUCUCGUGCGAUGGGUAUCCCUUUGUGGGACCGGUGCCCGGUGAGGAAGGGCUCUAUUUGGCUGCAUCGUUCCAGGGGCAUGGCAUGGUUUUGUGCUUUCUGUGCGCCAAAGCCGCAGCAAGCAUGAUCGAAGGGACCGAUGGCGACGAGUUGAAGAGCUGGUUUCCCACCUGUUACAGAGUUACAUGGGAGAGGAUGAGGAAGCAGUUCGGCGGCCGUCUGAGGGCGUCAGGGGCACCCGAGCUCUGA
Molecule: messenger RNA, 1401 nt
Organism: Fonsecaea erecta
Lineage: Eukaryota; Fungi; Ascomycota; Eurotiomycetes; Chaetothyriales; Herpotrichiellaceae
Exons: 2
Coding region: 1-1401 (466 amino acids)
Cellular component (GO): cytoplasm
Molecular function (GO): oxidoreductase activity
Source: RefSeq, a predicted model, not a curated record